Lipotes vexillifer (Yangtze River dolphin) is the source of this 1957-nucleotide messenger RNA. It is a transcript of the gene CLK3, whose product is annotated as CDC like kinase 3. Gene Ontology annotation, biological process: peptidyl-tyrosine phosphorylation; regulation of RNA splicing. The record is from RefSeq and is a predicted model, not a curated record. Gene Ontology annotation, molecular function: protein tyrosine kinase activity; protein serine/threonine kinase activity; ATP binding. The transcript is spliced from 13 exons. Bases 168 to 1640 code for a protein of 490 amino acids. Lineage: Eukaryota; Metazoa; Chordata; Mammalia; Artiodactyla; Lipotidae. Gene Ontology annotation, cellular component: nucleus.
GAGUCGAAGGCUAGAGCGGCCUGGCCGCCGAGCCGGGUCGAGCCCGGCCUGGCGACGGCUGCGUCACGCGAGGGGCGGGGCUGCCACGGGCGGAGGCCGGAGCCGGAAGCGGAAGAGGCGCUCGGAGCGGGGAGUGGGGCCUAGCUGCAGCCGGAGCCUGGGAGACGAUGCAUCACUGUAAGCGAUACCGCUCCCCUGAGCCAGACCCGUACCUGAGCUACCGAUGGAAGAGGAGGAGGUCUUACAGUCGGGAGCAUGAAGGGAGACUGCGAUACCCCUCUCGAAGGGAGCCUCCGCCCCGGAGAUCUCGGUCUAGAAGCCAUGACCGCCUGCCCUACCAGAGGAGAUACCGGGAGCACCGUGACAGUGACACAUACCGGUGUGAAGAGCGGAGCCCAUCCUUUGGAGAGGACUACUAUGGACCUUCACGUUGCCAUCAUCGUCGGCGGUCACGGGAAAGGGAGCCAUACCGGACCCGCAAGCAUGCCCACCACUGCCACAAACGCCGCACCAGGUCUUGUAGCAGCGCCUCCUCGAGAAGCCAACAGAGCAGUAAGCGCAGCAGCCGGAGUGUGGAAGAUGACAAGGAGGGCCACCUGGUGUGCCGGAUCGGCGAUUGGCUCCAAGAGCGAUAUGAGAUCGUGGGGAACCUGGGUGAAGGCACCUUUGGCAAGGUGGUGGAGUGCUUGGACCAUGCCAGAGGGAAGUCUCAGGUUGCCCUGAAGAUCAUCCGCAACGUGGGCAAGUACCGGGAGGCCGCCCGGCUAGAAAUCAAUGUUCUCAAAAAAAUCAAGGAGAAGGACAAAGAGAACAAGUUCCUGUGCGUCUUGAUGUCUGAUUGGUUCAACUUCCAUGGUCACAUGUGCAUCGCCUUUGAGCUCCUGGGCAAGAACACCUUUGAGUUCCUAAAGGAGAAUAACUUCCAGCCUUACCCUCUACCACAUGUCCGGCACAUGGCCUACCAGCUCUGCCACGCCCUUAGGUUUCUACAUGAGAACCAACUGACCCACACAGACUUGAAGCCAGAGAACAUCCUGUUUGUGAAUUCUGAGUUUGAAACUCUCUACAAUGAGCACAAGAGCUGUGAGGAGAAGUCGGUGAAGAACACCAGCAUCCGAGUGGCUGACUUUGGCAGUGCUACCUUUGACCACGAGCAUCACACGACCAUUGUGGCCACCCGUCACUAUCGCCCGCCUGAGGUGAUCCUGGAGCUGGGCUGGGCACAGCCCUGCGACGUCUGGAGCAUUGGCUGCAUUCUCUUUGAGUACUACCGGGGCUUCACACUCUUCCAGACCCACGAAAACCGAGAGCAUUUGGUGAUGAUGGAGAAGAUCUUAGGGCCCAUCCCAUCACACAUGAUCCACCGUACCAGGAAGCAGAAAUAUUUUUACAAAGGGGGCCUGGUUUGGGAUGAGAACAGCUCUGACGGCCGGUAUGUGAAGGAGAACUGCAAACCUCUUAAGAGUUAUAUGCUCCAAGACUCUCCGGAGCACGUGCAGCUGUUUGACCUGAUGAGACGGAUGUUAGAAUUUGACCCUGCCCAGCGCAUCACAUUGGCGGAGGCCCUGCUGCAUCCCUUCUUUGCUGGUCUGACCCCUGAGGAGCGGUCUUUACACACCAGCCGCAACCCAAGCAGAUGACAGGUGCAGGCCACCACACUGGGAGAUGGAGAGCAGAACUGGGCUGCCCGGCCCCUUUUCUCCAAGCUCUACCACCGGCCCCAGGGCCGGCCAGAGCCACCCAAUGAACAGUGCAAUGUGAAGGAAGGCAGGAGCCUACAGGGGAGGAGACUUGAUGCCCAGCUGCCAGAAAGCACAGAUUUGACCCAAGCUAUUUAUAUGUUGUAAAGUUAUAAUAAAGUGUUUCUUACUGUUUGUAACCCCUGGUACCAGUGUGUCCAUCUCCAGGCUCCUUGCCUUCUCCCUUCCCCACCUUAUUAAUAAAGUCUUUCUUAGCA